UACUUCUUAGUCAUUUAUUGGUCGAGUUCGCGUUAACAGGUGUGUAGCGAUCACUUUCGCGCUCCUCCAUCGGUCGGUACAAGAUCGGAGUGUGUAACUGUUACCAACGUGCUGUUUGUUAUGAUGAUGCGAUCUCAGCUAUUGAUUUCAUUGGUGAUGAUCACCUUGAUGCUGCGAACUGUUCCCGUCAAUUGUGCUCCGUUGGGAAAGAAUGUGUUUGCCUCGUCGAAGAACGUUGACAGUUCGGAAUUCAGUGACAAAGCAUAUGCUAAGGAGCUCCAGAAAGUUUCUUGGAUUGGAAAUGAACCAGUUCCCGCAUUACAAAAGUAUAACAACCCACCAGAUCAGGACAACGCCCGCAAAGAGGUGGACAAUUUCCCGUCCAACAUCUACAGCAAGUAUGAUAAUGUCCAGAAAAAGGUUAAGGAUUGGUUCGAUACCGAACCGCUACUCGACCACAUCCACGAGUCGGACAAGUACGGAAAUCAAGGAGAUCAGUUUUACUUCAUCACCAAACCCUUGGUACAGCUGACUCAAAAAGUAGCAAUUUUAACCAACAAGGUCUUUGCGGCCCCACGUGAUUUGUUCCGGAAAGCGAACAGAAACGUUUCGGAAAAACUGAACAACUUCGGUGGUAGUUUAGUUGGACUGAGGAAAUAGCUGGAAGAGAUCUGGUCACAAGUUUAUGUAGCUUAAGAAACCUUGACUGACUGAUGAUGGUGCAAGUUUUACAUUGCUUGUUUAGUAUAUGUAUAAGGUGUAGCAAAAAUUCACGAUGGGACGACCCCACUGACUGGUAGGAGGAACAAAAACCGGUCAUGCAAUCGAGGUUAACGGCGGCUUUCGCACGAAACCAAAAAAGUUCAUGAUCAAAGCGAGAGGAGAUAUCAAACGUGCGAAAAGAAGGAGCUAGUUAUGAUUAUUUUUCGAAUCAAAUUCAUCUGCAUAAUGAAUUUCCGUUAGUUUCAAAACAAACAGACUGCUGUUCAAUAGUGUAAUUGUAUAAGAGCAAGGAGAAAUAAAAGAAACCCAUCUCUGAGCAGGGAGUUUGAACAAUC
Topomyia yanbarensis is the source of this 1058-nucleotide messenger RNA. RefSeq lists its product as uncharacterized. The record is from RefSeq and is a predicted model, not a curated record. The coding region runs from base 121 to 660 and encodes 179 amino acids. NCBI's taxonomy places the organism in Eukaryota, Metazoa, Arthropoda, Insecta, Diptera, Culicidae. The transcript is spliced from 4 exons.